Messenger RNA from Parascedosporium putredinis, 1551 nucleotides. Lineage: Eukaryota; Fungi; Ascomycota; Sordariomycetes; Microascales; Microascaceae. The record is from the annotation of a GenBank genome assembly.
AUGCCGUCCGCCUACAUUGAGCGAUCCAACGAACCACUCAUUGGAGCCAUCGACCAGGGCACCACCAGCUCUCGGUUCCUCGUCUUCAACACCAAUGGCGACCUGAUUGCAUCCCACCAGCUCUCCUUCACACAGCUCUAUCCUCGCCCAGGAUGGCACGAACAUGACCCCGAGGAGCUCGUCUCCUCCGUCGAGGAGUGCAUCGAUGUCGCCAUCGACUCUCUAGAGCGCCUGGGUCCGUACUCCCGCGACCUCAUCCAAGCCGUCGGUAUCGCAAACCAGCGCGAAACCACCGUGGUCUGGGACUCGGAAACGGGCAAGGCCCUGCACAACGCCAUCGUUUGGACCGACGCCCGCUCCCAAGACAUUGUCCACGAGCUCCGCCAACGGCCCGGCGCCGAGGACCUCGCCGCGCGGUGCGGCAUCCCUCUCUCCACCUACCCCUCCAUCACCAAGCUCCUCUGGCUGCUCGACAACGCGCCCGAGGUCCAGGCCGCUUACGAGCGCGGCACCCUCGCCUUUGGCACCGUGGACUCGUGGCUCACCUACAAGCUCAACGGCGGCGUGUACCGCGGGGUCCACGUCACAGACCCGUCCAAUGCAUCCCGCACCAUGUUCAUGGAUCUCGAGUCUCUCAAGUACGACGACGACCUACUUUCCUGGUUCGGCAUUGACCCCACCAAAAUCCAGCUGCCGCGCAUCGUGCGCUCCUCCGAUCCGGAAUCUUACGGUACCCUAUUUGGCACCUCGCUCCGCGGCGUCAAGAUCACCGGAUGCCUAGGAGACCAAUCCGCCGCGUUGGUAGGCCAAAACGGCUUUUCUACGGGCCGCGCCAAAAACACGUACGGCACCGGCUGCUUCCUCCUCUGCAACGUCGGUCCCAAGCCCGUCCUCUCCGAGCACGGCCUCUUGUCCACCGUCGCCUUUGAUUUCGGCAAAGGAAAAGCCAUGUACGCCCUCGAGGGCAGCGUGGCCGCCGCCGGCUCCAGCGUCGAAUUCCUCAAAAACAGCCUUGGCCUAAUCGACUCGGCAUCCGACGUCACGGAGCUGGCCGAGACCGUGGAUGACAACGGAGGCUGCAUCUUCGUCACCGCUUUUAGCGGGCUCUUCGCCCCUUACUGGAUCCACGAUGCCCGGGGCACUAUUUUCGGCCUCACGGGUUUCACCAAGAAGGGUCAUAUUGCGCGUGCCACCCUCGAAGCCACGUGCUUCCAGACCAAGGCCAUCCUGGAUGCCAUGGCCAAGGAUAGCGGACGCAGCUUGACGGAUUUGGCCGUGGAUGGCGGCAUGUGUCACUCCGACCUGGUCAUGCAAACUCAAGCAGACAUUAUCGGCAUCCCCGUCAAGCGCCCCAUGACCCUUGAAGCUACCGCCCUCGGAGCCGCCAUCGCGGCAGGCAUGGCAGUCGGGGUGUGGAGUAGCUUCGAGGAUCUGGAAAAGCUCGAAAAGAGCCGCGCCGUUUUCGAACCCAAGAUCACGGCCAAGGAGGCAAGCCACCGGUUUGCGCGCUGGGAAAAGGCUGUGGAGAUGAGUCGAGGAUGGCUAGCUUAG